Molecule: messenger RNA, 7383 nt
Organism: Scleropages formosus (Asian bonytongue)
Lineage: Eukaryota; Metazoa; Chordata; Actinopteri; Osteoglossiformes; Osteoglossidae
Gene: smg6
Product: SMG6 nonsense mediated mRNA decay factor
Exons: 19
Coding region: 12-5219 (1735 amino acids)
Biological process (GO): nuclear-transcribed mRNA catabolic process, nonsense-mediated decay
Cellular component (GO): telomerase holoenzyme complex
Molecular function (GO): telomeric repeat DNA binding; protein binding; telomerase RNA binding
Source: RefSeq, a predicted model, not a curated record
CGGAGACGAAGAUGGCGGACGAACUCGACAGAGUACGGAUUUCAGCCGCGGAACUGCGAGCUAAAGCGUCGACGUACGAUGACAACGAACAAAAUCUUUUAGCCGAAGAGGCGGCGGAUGAGCAGGAGGAGAGUUCUGGUCGUCGAAUGUGUGAAGGGAAGCGACCGGACCUCCAGCGCUACCGUCCACCCACUGGUCAGAGUCAGCGAUGCCACGGUAGAGAAAGAGACAGAGACAAGGGCAGGGAUGUUGAGGGGGGCGGGCCCCCAGACUUCAGGCACAGGGACAACCAGAGGGAGAUUGGGAAGGAGGAAGCAAGGAAGAGUUUUCCUCAGACUGCAGAUGUGGAGAUGGAGAAAGAGGUUGCAAUAGAUGCAGAACAUGGUGUCACUGUUCUUCAAAGCCUGGACACAAUAGUUAACCAUAAUGUUGCUGUCUUGAGUGAAGAUGACUGUGGAACCAGCACUGUUUCAGCAGUCUUCGAAACGACUAAUCAUUGCAUGGAUAUGGAUCAAGACUUCCAGCCAGAGUCACAGCAUAGCACCAUUCCUGCUGGAAUGGUUGACUCCGGAAGUUGCUGCAGGGAUGAAGAGAAGCAAACCCAGCCAAUUCAUGGGUCUGAUCCAGCAAAACCAGUGGACUCCACAGAUCCUGUUACUGCCACAACUUACAGGUCCAAGUCUCCCAAACCAGUUCGGAGAACUCGCAAGCCAGACCGUGAGAUUUACCAGCCUGGUGGGAGAAGAUUGCAGCAGCAGAGCUUGAAAGAUGCAGCCUUGAGUAAAGAGUCAGAGAGAACAGACAGAGAAGAAGUAAAGAAAAGUCUUUUUCCAGUGAGGAACAACAGAUCAAUGGAGGAGAGAGGAGGUGAAAAAGAAAAGGAAGAUGCCAGUGAGAAAGAGGGGAAGGUUAAAGGUAAGCUGGACAAAGAAGCAAAUGGAAAAAAGGAACCAAAAAUUGUCCUGCCUGGGAAGGUUCGAGGGAUAAAAGAAGUGUGUACCAAACCAACUCCUAUAGACAGCCUGACCAGUGCUGUAGGAAAGAUUAAAGUUUCAGAGACAGGAGAUGAAGAGCCCAAAAAGAUGGGGAAAAGGGGUGGUGUAGAGGAUGAAGGAGGGGGCAGGCGAAGGAAGACAGGAGUGGAGGGAAAGAGGAACCGGGCAGAUGGGGGCAGAGCUGAUGGAGACACUCUUGGUGUGGUUAGGGUUGGUGGAGGUAGAGGUUGUCAACGUGAACUCAGUGGAAGUGUGGCUGAUAAGAAAGAGAAAGGAAACAGGAGGAACAGAGGAAGGGACCGAGAGGUUGAUAAGGAGGAAAAAAAGAGAGGCAGGGGAGUGGAGGAUAGAAAGGAAGUGGAACCAGAGGAAAGAAGAGUAAAAGAACGAGAAAAGGAGACUGCAAGAGAUGCUGGAGGAGUGAAAGGCAGAGCAAGGGAGGGGGACAGGUUGAGGGAGAGAUGCAAGGAUGGUGAGGUUGAGUGGGUGAAGGAUACAGAGUGGCAACGUACCCAGGACGAAAGUGGGAGGCUCCAACAUGGAGGCAACACUAAAGCAUACACAGCAUCCAAGCGCUAUUCCAAAUCUGACAAGCGCUGCUCAAGGACCCGGACCUAUAGCACCAGCUCAGCUAGCAGUGGCACCAGCAUGGAUGGGCCAGGUGAUGUGGAACGACGUAGGGGUCAAUUAGAGUUUGGUCGGGAGUGGGGGGAAGGGAAUGGAGGGAUUGUGGAUAGAGGGAGAGAGUGGGGAGACUGGGGCAAGAAACAACAGUGGAAGAAAUCUACAAAGGAUUUCUCUUCAACCGAUUCACUGGAGGAGAGUGAGACAGGACAUGAUGCAAGGAGGAGGAAGCAGCGAGAAAGAGGAAGGUACAGGGAUGAAAACAGGAGUCCAGACAAGAGAGCUGGGGUAGGUGGCAGAGGCUGCAGAGGAGGUGUGGGAGGAUGGAACAUUGAAGAAGGCCAAAAAAUACCUUUUGACAAGCAGUCUGACUCGACUCAGUCAGUUGCAGCAGCUGGCAAUGAGUCGCAUCGGUGGCAAGAGGCUGGCACUAGAAGCCGAGGAAGAGGCAUUCUUAUACUUCCUGCCCACACUGACUUUACCCUGCCACCAGAUCCUAGCCCACGCCAACUGAUUGGAGGUGGGAGAGGGGCAAUGGGACUGGGGCGGGGAAGGGGAGGCCGUGGAGGAGCCUCCAGGAGACUGUGGGACCCCAACAACCCAGAGCAGAAACCAGCUCUUGCACGUGGUCAGCAGGCCCAGCAGCAGCCUUUGCAUAUACAGCAGCAGGGUGGGUAUGGUCAGCUGCACUUCCUGGACACCGAUGAUGACAUUGCAGGGAGUCCCCCUGUCCGUCACACCUCCCAACAGUCUGCGCCUGGUAAUGCAGCCACUAUGGCUUACUACAAGUUUCAGAAUUCUGACAAUCCUUACUACUACCAGUCUUCAAACAGCACGGCCCGCUACACUUACCCUUACCACAUCCCCUACCAAAUGCCUGAUUCCAAUGGUAUAUACCCCUCGGCUGCUGCCCCCUUCUAUGCGGCAUAUGGACAGUCUCCUGGCUCUCAAGGCUAUACUGCUGCACCUGCACUAACCCCUGAGGAGGCAGAGGUGCAGACCAGAGGCGAGUUGGGGAAGCUGUUACGGAUAGCUGACAACCAGGAGCUGCAGCUCAGUAACUUGCUUUCUCGGGACAAGCUGAGCCCAGAGGGCCUGGAGCGCAUGAUGAAACUCAGGGCAGAGCUUCUGGCACUCUAUGAGCGUGUCAUUCUGACAGACAUAGAAUUCUCAGACUCUCAAAACCUGGACCAGGCUCUUUGGAAAAACGUAUUCUACCAGGUCAUCGAGCGGUUCCGGCAGCUAUUGAAAGACUCUACCGGCAACAAUGAAACCCACAUCAGGAACGUGCUCCUCAAGCUGCUGGAUGAGGGGGUUGUGUUCUUUGACACCCUACUACAGAAACUACAGGUGGUAUUCCAGUUCAAGCUGGAGGAUUACAUGGAUGGUGUGGCAAUCCGUACCCGCCCACUCCGCAAGACUGUAAAGUAUGCCCUGAUCAGUGCCCAGCGGUGUAUGAUCUGCCAGGGUGACAUAGCCAGGUACCGUGAGCAGGCAUGUGACUCGGCCAACUAUGGCAAGGCGCGCAGCUGGUAUCUGAAGGCCCAGCAUAUAGCUCCUAAGAAUGGUCGACCCUACAAUCAGCUGGCUCUGCUGGCUGUCUACACGAAGCGGAAGCUGGAUGCAGUUUACUACUACAUGCGUAGCCUGGCUGCCAGCAACCCCAUCCUGACUGCCAAAGAGAGCCUGAUGAGUCUGUUUGAGGAGACCAAGCGGAAGGCAGACCAACUGGAACGCUGCCAACAAAGGGAACCAGAAGGAGCUUGUCAUGGCCCCCGGACAAGUAGUAGCCGACGUGGAGAUGAACCAGCCCGGGUGGAAAUCUGGGUGCGCCCCAGUGGAAGAUCUGGCUCUGGGUCAGGGGCUGCAUCACGUACCGGCAGUGAGUCCGGUAGAGAGUCAGAGCAAGACGGUGAGCUGGGGACACUCAGUGCCAGUGAUCUGAACAAGAGGUUCAUCUUGAGUUUCUUGCAUGCUCACGGAAAGCUCUUCACCAAAGUCGGCAUGGAGACUUUCCCAGGUGUGGCCAGUCGUGUCCUACAGCAGUUCCGUGCCCUGCUUCAGCACAGCCCCUGCCCGCUGGGAAACACACGCAUGCUGCAGAUUGUCACCAUCAAUAUGUUUGCUGUGCACAACGCCCAGAGCAAGGAGGGCCGGAGCGAGAUGCGUUCAGUGCUGGAAGAACAGACUACUGCUCUAGGACUUGCCAUCUUUGCCCUGCUGGUACAACGAUGCACAGAGCUACUGGGGAACACACCUGGAGCUCAUUGUGUACAGGACAGUAGCAAUUAUGAGCUCGGUGAUGACGGACAGGUAUUAGAGACCCAGGACAUGGUGCGAGUGUCAGAUUUCCUCCCUGACCUGAGGGAGCUUCUGCCCAGUGUGAAGGUCUGGUCUGACUGGAUGCUGGGCCACCCUGAGCAGUGGAACCCCCCUCCCAGUGAUUUACCCCUGCCUUGCAGGAACAGUCCAGAUGUGUGGCAGUGCCUGGCAGACCUGUGCAAUGCACUGGCUAAUGUGGACCAUGGGGAGGCACCGCUCUACAAAGCGGAUGGAGAUGGUGAGGGUGACGAGGAUCUGCAGCUGCUUGUUUUGGAGGAGGACCGGCUGCUAGCAGGCUUUGUGCCUCUGCUUGGUGCCCCACAAGAGCCCUGCUACACAGAGAGAGGCAGUGACACUGGCAUUGCUGCAGACUGCAAACGGGUGACGGUGCUCAAGUACUUCCUGGAGGCUCUGUGUGGGCAGGAGGAGCCGCUGCUGGCUUUCAAGGGUGGAAAGUAUGUGUCCAUGGCGGCGCGCCCGCCCCCCAGCCUGGGAACGGAAACUGAGAGCCGCCAGGGAAAACAGGCAGACAAUCAGCAGGAUGAGGAUGUGAUUGUGGAGGCGGAGUCAUCACAGUCAGAGGGAGACGUUGAGGGCGAUGGCAGCGCCACUGAGGAUGACAUUCGAGAACUGCGGGCACGACGACAUGCACUGGCGCACAAGCUUGCUCUGCAACAGAAACGACAGGACAAGAUUCAGGCAGUGCUCCAGACGUGCCGGCAACUGGAAAUAGAGAUCCGGCCGGUCUUCUUGGUACCUGAUACCAACUGCUUCAUCGACCACCUGGCUGGACUGCAGAACCUUCUGGCCUGUGGCCUCUACAUUCUUGUAGUUCCCCUUAUUGUCAUCACAGAGCUGGAUGGACUGGCACGAGGGCAGGAGCACCGUGGGGGUGGUGGUGGCAGCGUAACCGGGACCCGAGGGUUGCAGGAGCGAGCAAAGAUCGCAGUCAACUUCCUGGAGCGAGGAUUCGAAACUCGAGAGCCCUGCCUUAGGGCCAUGACCAGCCGGGGCAGCCAACUGGAAUCUAUUGCCUUCCGUAGUGAGGACACCUCUGGACAGCAGGGUAACAACGAUGACCUGAUACUGUCAUGUUGUCUCCACUACUGCAAAGACAAGGCCAAGAACUUUAUGCCGACAAAGCCAGAUGAGCCAGUACGUCUUCGCAGGGAGGUGGUUCUCCUGACAGAUGACCGUAACCUGCGGGUCAAGGCCCUCACCCGGAAUGUCCCAGUGAGGGACAUCCCUGCCUUUCUGAAGUGGGCGAAGGUGGGUUGAGCUUGAUAUCACCACAGCCAUAUGCGAAGGAGUAAUGUCAGAGAAGGAACAACCACCCAACCAACUCAGAGGGGAAGCGAGGAAGAAACAGCGCUGACAGAGCGUGGAGAAGAAGAGUAUGGUGGAACCAUUUUUAACACCAAGAGAAGAACAGCUUUUUGUUUUUUUUCCCUCUGAGUAGAAGGAACAGCCACACCUUACUCCAGAUCAGGGUGAGCUUGUAUGGGUUUUAGGACAGAAGGACCAAGAGAGGGAUGAGCCUGAGAAGAGAUGGGGAGAAGGGGGGAGGAGGUGGUGUGGGAGCACUUGGAGAGCAGGAGGCAAGAUGCAUUCAGCGCAGCCCCCCACCCCACUCACUCAGACCAGCUGUUUUCCACCGAGCGAUCCUCUUCUGGUAUAUGUGACCUGUGGGAGUGGGAAUGGGCCGGGCUGGCCUGUGGGUUGAGUCAGGGUGAAGCUGGUAAGGGUCUGGUUCUGGGAAAGACAAUUCCCAAUGUUAGUCACCGGGGUGACCAAGAAACAGGCAAGGGGAGGUAGAGGAUACCACAGCAAGCGUUGCAGAACAGGCUCAUAGCUGCUGUUUGUCAGCUUUUAUUUGCUUUGUUCCCAGUGUUGCUUGUGCCGUUUGAGGGCUUGAAAUGAAAUCUUUGUGCUUUGUCAUUUUAUUUUAAUUAGUUUGUAUGUGUAUAUACAUUUUUUUAUUGCGUGUUUUCAACUGCAGAAUUUAGGUCUUCUUUUGAGUAGUUCGACGGGUACUUGGACCCCUAUCAUUUCAACUAAUCCGUCCUGUUAAUCAGUGCAAACUAAACCCACUAUUAACACCUCUGACAAGACUGCACUUUUCAUCAGUUUUUUUAGUAACGUGGAUGAACAUGCAGACAGUGGACAGGGAUUGAGUCAAAGAAGGGUAGGACUGGAAAACAAACCUGAUCAACAGGUGGGCUGCAUUUUAGCAGCUCGAAAUUUAAUCUUAAAGCAACAAAGAUCGGCCCAUAUUCAAAAAUAUUAAAGCAGAAAUGCGCUCGUACAUACCUGCAUUUUUUUCUGGCACAUGCAGUUACAUACUGUCUAAUUAUUAGAUGUGCAUAGAAACUUCUUUUGGAGUCCUGCCCUGUUGUGUACCAGGUAGUUGUUUUUAUCUCUUACAGCAAUGUGUCUGUUUGCGGUGUGUUUUAAUCUGCUAUUUGGGAGCUUCAACUCAUCUCCCCUCUAUUCCUCAGUCCUUUAGGCUGCAGCAGGUUUCCAUUCAGCAGGGUGAGUUCCCCUCAUUACUUUGCCGCAGCCUCUUCGGGCUGGAUCACCCACACUGAAUGGAAGUAGUCACAGAACAGCUGUGUAGUUGCAUAUGGGUGUGUGUGUUUGUGGGUAUGUGGGUUUGUGAGUAGAACAAAGUGUGAGAAUUACAUGUGUGAGAAUGAAGGAGUGUGAAUGCGUGUAUGUGAGAGAGAAAUGAAUGUUCCAGUGUUUGUGUGUGGCUUCUGUGUGUCCACUGCAGCUUGUAGGCUGGAGAAGAGAAGGGACAUUGCAGUUCUGCCUACCCCAAUGCCCACACUGCCACCCAUUGACAUUAUCCAGUUGACUCAGGGCAUCAAGGGCUGCCUAACACUCGACACCACAGACCUUUUGCAUUUCUCAUGGAACAAGCAGGGUGGCACGCGGGGGUCCUGCUCUUUCAGAAUUUGGUUACAAGCAAGGGGCACAGCGACACCCCCAGCCCCUCCCAUCUUCCUUCCUGUCAGCCUUGCUGUCUUGCCGUGCACAGUGUGUGAGAGGGUACAGCAGCCUCUUUGGUUUGCGUUUGUUGCAAACAUUUAAAAAAAAAAAAAAAAAAAAAAAAGCAUCACUUUGGACUGGUUCUUCACUAUAAGAAAGUGGCUCCAAGCAUCCCAGGAAAAUAACCUGCAACUUAUUUUCACUUAUUUUUUCGAGUGUCCCUCUCCUCAGGCAUUAGCUCACACUUCUCUUUAAGCACUUAAAGCUAAGCUGCUGUUUUCAUUGCUACAUAACAUGCGUAAUUACUGUAGCCCUGCAAUGUAUGUUCCGGCUUGAGUGCUGCCAGUGCUCUUGUGAACGAAGAUGAUUUUUCUUUAAUCCAGGCUGCGCUAGCACUGUUUGUAACACCCACCUCUCUCCAGGCAUCUAUUUUUAAAUAGUGAUUUUAUUA